UUUUUCUGACUUAACAGAUCGUUCAAGUGCAUUUUUUAACUAAGAAAAACAUUUUCCCGAGUUCCUGAAGACCACAUGAACGCAGCAUGAGUGUCUGACUGAGAAACAGAUUCUGAUGCGUAGCACGAGGUUAACAAUGACAAAGAACUCUGGAUAACUCUGUCACUGUGCAAUGUGGAUUGACACAAAGGUCACCGUUUCCCUUGACAGCAUGUAGCAUUUUAACCCAGCCUGUAAAAUGGUUCAGUGUUACUAGCUCAUUUACUGGUAUGACGUCUUCUUUAUACCGUUACAAUUUGUGUUCAGUGUUGAUUUAAAAAUUGAAAGUAAGGCUAGAUUGCAUCAUACCCUCUAUGUGGAUUUUACUCUGAGAAGUCCCUCCAUCACUUAAGAUGGUAGCCGAAGACCCAAACACCAGCGGAGACGAGUUAGAUGGGGAGAGAAAUAUGAAAUUGCCAGGAGUGGAAGAUGGAGAUGCAGAGUUGGCCAUUUGUGCCUCAGAUUCACCUUCAUCUCCUGAAGGUCUCCAAGAAGAACCCAGAAAGUGGAAGUUUGCAGUCAUUUUUUUGUGCGUGUUUGGAUUUAUGGCUUCCAUUAAGCCGGGGGAGCCUUUUAUUACGCCAUAUCUACUGAGUGUGGAGAAGAACUUCACCAGGGAACAGGUGACCAAUGAGAUCACCCCUGUACUCACCUACUCGUACAUGGCCGUGCUAGUGCCUGCAUUCCUGCUCACUGACCUCCUGCGCUACAAGCCUGUUCUGGUCAUUCAGGGCCUCAGUCAGGUGGUCAUCUGGCUUUUGCUCUUGUUGGGCAGCUCCCUCCUCCAGAUGCAGCUCAUGGAGUUCUUCUAUGGCAUCACCAUGGCCUGCCGAGUGGCCUAUUCCUCCUACAUCUUCUCGCUGGUCAGCCCCACCCUGUACCAGCGCGUGGCCGGCUACUCCCGGACCUCAGUGCUGCUUGGAGUCUUUACCAGCUCAGUUUUGGGACAGUUAUGUUUAUCACUGGGUAACAUCACAUUCUACACCCUAAAUGCCAUUUCAUUAGGAUUUGUAAGCUUGGGAUUGCUGCUCGCGAUUUGCCUCCCCUGGCCGAAGCGAUCACUGUUUUUUAACCGCAGUCAGGAAAAAGCAGUAAAAAAGGAAUUGGACAAAAUGAAUCCUAAAAAAUCUUCAGAAUCAAAGUGGAAGGACUCGGUGUUAGUGCAGAUGUUGCUGGAGCUGAAACAUGUGCUCAAGAUGCCCAAUUUGAGGCUGUGGUCGCUCUGGUGGAUCUUCAACUCCACGGGUUACUACCUGGUGCUCUUCUAUGUCCACAUUCUAUGGAACAAGGUCUAUCCAGCCACAGAAAACAAGAAUGUGUACAACGGUGGAGUAGAAGCCGCAUCUACUUUAUUAAGUGCCUUGACAUCCUUCAUUGCGGGCUAUGCCAAAAUCCGAUGGAACAUUUGGUCUGAGCUCGUCAUAGCGGUCAUCACUGCGGUCCAGGCUGGACUGUUAUUGCUCAUGGGAACCACAAACAACAUCUGGGUGUGCUACAUCGCCUAUGUGCUUUUCAGAGCCUUCUACCAGUUUUUGGUUCCUAUUGCAACAUUUCAGAUUGCCUCAUCUCUUACAAAGGAACUUUGUGCGCUUGUGUUUGGGAUCAACACUUUUCUUGGAACUAUUUUGAAAAGCAUCAUUAACUUAAUAUUUUCUGACAAGAGAGGGCUAGGAUUGGAUGUGCACUCACAGUUUCUUGUCUACUUCAUCUACUUUGCCCUACUCACAGUGGUGUACUUUGUCUGCGCUGCCGUGGUCAUAAUCCGGCACUUUCGUAACCGGCCUGACAAAGGAUGCAGGGUCAACCAGCUGUCCACAGAGCUGACCCCAGUUGCAGCCAGUUCAGAGACAGAGCCACUGUCAAAUGGCAAAAGUGUCAAGUCUUAAAAAUAUGUUUUCCUAUUUUAAUAAUAUUUUGAGCAGAGCGUUAAUAAGUGCCUCCUCUGCUGUCAGUGCACUUGUCAUCCACGAUUUUAUCAUUUUACAAUCAUACAUAUUAUCUUUUACAACUAUAAUGUUGUUCUAAGGGGAGGGCGGGUAUUCAGGUAUAAUCAACACUCCCACAUCAGUAUUAGAUGUUAGAUGUUGUUUUUAAACCUGACCAAGGCUGUUAGAAAUGCUUAUUGGUACUACUGAUACUACUGUAUAAUACAUUUUUAUUGUCAAGCAUUUUAGAAUAUAGAACAUAUUUCCCUCUAACUUGGUUGUUGUAGGGCAUUUACCGAUGUAAUUGUUGAAUUUCACUUUGUUUUGACUGUACAACAUUAACUGAUACUUUGUAGUGACAUCACACUGGGGUGUUUUACAUGUACUCUAUUGGCAGAAUGUUCAACAGUGACACAAUGGGCAAAUUAGCAAAAACUGCCAUAAAUGUUUUAAUAUAGCCGUAAAAAUACAAAAUGAAUUUAAAAAACGCAUUUUCAAGAGGCUGUAAUCAAUUCACGUGUUCACUGUCCUAUUAAGGAGUUUGAUUUUCAACAAAGAGGUGAGCGUGGCUUGAGUUUACGUGUGAGAUACAAAUCAUCACACCCGUUGUAGUUCCAACUAAGUCAGCUCUUUCUGGUCAGAGUGUGUUAAAAUAAAGCUCAGAUUAAGCCUUAAUUGAGUAACAGAGCUUCGGACAUAGCAGUGCUUUCAGUUAACUUCACAUCUCCAGAGAUGGUUGAUGACAUCAGCUGCCGAGUAUCAACAGGGAUAAACAACAGAAUCUUUUAGAAUAUGGAAUGUAUUUCUCUUUAAUUCACUUUUUUACAGGUUGUUGUAGGGCAUUUACUGAUCUAACUGUGAAGUUUCAUUUUGUUUUGAUUGUACAACAUUCUUCUGGCUGAUAAUGCACAAUUAAGGAUAAGCACCAGCCUCGUUUGCUGUUACUAAGUUUUUCUACGGAAAAAGGGCUUGGGAUAAAAAUACGUUGUUACUUUGUAGCUACAUAGGUACCUCACCUUAAAUUCAAGACAAUACAAUCAUUCUGUUGAAAAACAAUGUUACUUGGAAUACAGUGCCAAAAUUCUGAAGGUCUUCCUUUUGUGGCUAUUAAAUGUUCAUCACAGUA
Messenger RNA from Boleophthalmus pectinirostris (great blue-spotted mudskipper), 3090 nucleotides. RefSeq names its product solute carrier family 19 member 1 (gene slc19a1). Gene Ontology annotation, molecular function: folic acid binding; folate:monoatomic anion antiporter activity. The transcript is spliced from 6 exons. The record is from RefSeq and is a predicted model, not a curated record. Gene Ontology annotation, biological process: folate transmembrane transport. Gene Ontology annotation, cellular component: basolateral plasma membrane; apical plasma membrane; plasma membrane. Bases 393 to 1925 code for a protein of 510 amino acids. NCBI's taxonomy places the organism in Eukaryota, Metazoa, Chordata, Actinopteri, Gobiiformes, Gobiidae.